Geodia barretti is the source of this 408-nucleotide messenger RNA. The record is from the annotation of a GenBank genome assembly. Lineage: Eukaryota; Metazoa; Porifera; Demospongiae; Tetractinellida; Geodiidae.
AUGGCCGAACCCACCAUGGCCCAGGUCCGGGCCGCUAUGAACGCUAUGAUAGACAAGGCGAUGGAAACGCCCAAUGAGCCGGUGGCGAUGGCCAUCGUCGACAGUGCCGGCAACCUGCUGGCCUACCAGACCAUGGACAAUCUGCGCAUAUUCAGCCGCCGCCACUCCCUCCGCAAGGCCCACACCUCGGCCCUGAUGGGCUUGGACUCAGGAGAGAACGCCAGCCGCCUGCACGGCCAGGGUCGCAACAUCGCCGACCAGGGCGAUCCCAUGAUGACCUAUGGCACAGGCGGACUCGUCAUCAUGAAGGACGGCGUCAUCCUCGGCGGCAUCGGCGUCGGCGGCUAUCCCAGCGGCCAAGCCGACGAGGACCUGUCCCGUGUCGGCCUGAACGCCAUGAACCUCUGA